AUGAGUUUUAAAUCGAAAGUCACAUUGAUCCCCUGGGAUCCUGACUCCACCGCCCACCGACAUGUCCUUCUUAGGCAGCGACAAGAAUGUACUUGGCACCAAGAAAAAGUCGAGAAAGAAUGGCGAGAAGCACAAUUAAAGGGUUCCAAAUGCAUUCAUUGGAUCCGCCAGGUAUUUCCCGAUGACUCACACAUCACUGAGCACAUGAGUUCGUAUCUUCGGUCCAAGAAAACAGAGGUCCUGCGGGAUACAGCACAGUUCAUUAAUGCUGCUCACAGGAAGCCAUCGCAGAGAGCUUUUAUCCCGAUUGGACAUAUAUCAUUGGACUCUAUGAGCCCGGAAUCAACCCACCUUAACCUGGAUAUCCCACGUGCUGGAGUCUUCUGGAUCAAAUCUUUCUAUGUUAGUCGCGCGUUGCAGGGCCAGGGGAUCGGUCGGGUGGCAAUGGAUGAGGUUGAGAAGAUGGCAAUUCGAGAUCCCUUGAAUGCUCAGACUUUGAUGCUGGAUUCCAUACAACGAGAUGAUUCUCUCCGAGAGGAAUUUGCCUUGGCGACACAGGGAUGUCUGCCAAAGGUCGUGAGCGAGGAUUGGUAUACUCGGCGAGGGUACCGCGUGAUUCGAACAGUACACAACUACUACAUCAUUGAGGACAGAAAGGGGAAAAUCUGGGAUACGAAGACCGUCUUUAUGAGAAAGGACAUUUGA
Penicillium odoratum is the source of this 705-nucleotide messenger RNA. Its product is annotated as GNAT family N-acetyltransferase. The record is from RefSeq and is a predicted model, not a curated record. Lineage: Eukaryota; Fungi; Ascomycota; Eurotiomycetes; Eurotiales; Aspergillaceae. Gene Ontology annotation, molecular function: acyltransferase activity, transferring groups other than amino-acyl groups. The transcript is spliced from 4 exons. Bases 1 to 705 code for a protein of 234 amino acids.